This is a messenger RNA of Anisakis simplex (herring worm), 760 nucleotides long. The record is from the annotation of a GenBank genome assembly. Lineage: Eukaryota; Metazoa; Nematoda; Chromadorea; Rhabditida; Anisakidae.
GGAAGUGGAGAAGCGCUCAGCCCAAGCCGUCAUCAACGAGACUGCCUCGCAACGUGCCGAAAUCGAACGUUCACUAAAUGCGUUGGAACGUGAGAACAAGGAGUUGAAUCGUAACUGCGUCAACCUGCAGCAACAAAUCGCCCAACUCGAGUACGACAGUGGCAAUCGCCUGAUUGAGUUGGCCAAUAAACAGCGUGAUGAGCGUCAGAAGUUGGUGAACUCGUUGAAGGUCGAGAAAACGCAGGUGGAACGUGCGUUCCAGAAUCGUGAUCGCUCCUACAAGAGUCGUGUACAACAACUCGAGAGUCAACUGGCCAUGCUUCGUGAUCAGUUGAAUGCCGAGCGCAUGAGAAGCCGUAGUGCUGCCACAACAUCGUUGAAUUAUGUGACGGAUGUUUCGCGAGUGGGUGGCAGCAGUUUCAGUGGUGGUUUGUAUUCAAGCGGAUUGUCGAGAGCCGCUUAUCCGCAAACGGAUAGUUUCGAUUAUGUGAUUGGAAACCAAGCAGCUUUCUCGUCAAGCAUGAUGACGCAGCCGUUGGCAGACUAUUCAUCAGCCGGUAGUGACAUCUACAAAUCAAGUACAGUUUCUGUUCGCGAAGCUGUAGCAACUCAACCAAUCACAGAGACGUACACGCCCAGCUACCGUACCACUGGUCUUGAUCAAUCGAUUGGCUUGACAAGUGCACUCGGUGAAAGAUUCGAACCAUCGACAUCCUAUGAUAUUGGCGGCGGUGAGGCUGGUGGGUUUUUUGCCCUGUAA